Messenger RNA from Trichoderma asperellum CBS 433.97, 355 nucleotides. The record is from RefSeq and is a predicted model, not a curated record. NCBI's taxonomy places the organism in Eukaryota, Fungi, Ascomycota, Sordariomycetes, Hypocreales, Hypocreaceae.
CCCAAAAUUCAAAUUACACUUCAGCUAGAUUAUUACAACAGGUUUAUAACUAUUAUUACUAUUAUGAAGUUCUUUAUUAUUGUUGUUGGACUAUUUAGUAUGGCUGUUCAUGGCCAAAGCGGCGGUAACUGCACUCCUCCCCCAGUAGGAGGCAGUGGUCCAGGCACCUGCUUUAUUGCAGGGACUGGAUUUCCUUGCGAUGAAGAAUUUCCCUGCACUAAAUUUAAUAAUCCAUGUAUCCAUGGUCUUGCACGACCUGGCCAACCAGCUACUGUAUGCUCUUAAGAGCUUUAGGCGCUGCUUUUUUUAAGCUAUAUUAUUAUUAUAAAGAUGGCUUUUAAAUUUAGGGAUUAAC